AUGGCCGCGAUGGAGGACGAGGUACGACAGAAGAAUGCCACCCAAAGAGAUGGCUACAUGGAGGCCAGGGUCAACAGUUUGGAGCAGACACAGGAAGCGUUAGAUGCGGACCUCCGUGCUCUGCAGGCCAGCCUCGAAGAUGGGCUGCAGAUGCGCGACGCCAAUCAGGAAAGCGCUGACCUGCAGGGGGCAGAUGUCUUCGAGGCAGUCCGCAAGUCGGAGAUGGGCCUUUCUGCACUGGAUCGGAAGGUUGGAGGCUUGGCGGAGCGAAUCGAGACGGCCCAUGAGCCCGCGAUCGAGUCGCUUCGUUUGGAGCUCUCGCAGGCCCGACAACAGGAGCGGCGUGAGUUCGACACAGAGCUGCAAACCUUCAAAAACCGGUUGCAACAGGCGCAAGACUCCAACGAGGAGGCAUGUGGAGAGCUCCGUGAGGCGCUUCGCCAGAGCCGUUCGGAGGUCGCAGCGCUGAGCUACCGGCCGGACAUCCAGCCGGACAACUCAUGGAUGCGCACCACAGAGGAAAGGCUGGCAGGGCAUGAGCAGGACUUGUUUGACCUGCGGGAGCGCUUGGAGCUGGUGCAGGCAGAUGGGACGGUGGACGGCAAGACCAUGCUGAUGAAACCGGCGGAGGACAUCGAUGACUUGCGCCGGCGCCUGGAGUGGUUGGAGGAGCAUGGCUCUGCUGCAGCAGACAAGGCUGACUCCAGCAGAAUCUCACAGGUCCAGAACAGUCUCUGCGACCUCGUGGAGCAGGUUUCCAGGCUCAAGCAACAGGCAGCUUCUUCAGAAGCAAGUGCCAACUCCUGGCAGCAACAGGUGAAACAAAUACAUAGUCUCAUUGAAAGAAAGCAGAACGAGGAUUCAGCGUCCAUGCGUGUCACCAACGAGGUCGAGGCCAAGGUUGGUGCGUUGUCUGCGCAAGUCGCCGACAUGGCAGCAAGGAUGUUGGAGGUUGAGGGCAGCUUGGAUUUCGUUCGCGAGAACGAUCUUACAGCCGGAGAGGUCAGCGCGCCUGAGCGCACGGCCCCUGAGAGUGAGGCACCCGCCCAACCCAGCGCGCUUCAGGAAAAGCUGGAAGCCGUUGCCGAGCACUUGGAGGUGGUCGAUGAUCUGUCGGAUCGCCUUGCGGAGCUUGAACGUCGCAUGAGCACAGGUCAGGACUUUCAUCCCUUGGGAAGCUCCUCACCUGGACCAGUGUCCGAGGUGAGCUUCGGAGGCGAGGCGCCCUUGAAGGCCUUGCCGGGUCUGCUGGGUGAACUUCAGCUUCGAAUGGACGCGAUGGAUCUGAAGAUGAAGUCUGUCCAGGAGGCCGCUGCAACGAAGCAGAGCAAGCCUGACGGGAAGGUGGAAGCGGACCUUCAAGCACUGAGAAACGAGCUCGGGAGUCUGACCUCCCGGCUGGGUGCAGCCGAGCUGGAGCUGAGCUCUGCCACGGAGGAGCUGGCAAAGAAGGCAGAGGCCUUUGAGGCUUCCAACUCCGCUCCGGAGUUGGCAGCCCUGCGUUCAGAGCUGCUGGAGAAGGUCAAAGAGUUCAAUGCUGGCCAGGACCAGUCUAAACGCUCGGCCGCAACGGCAGCUGCGGAGGUCAAGGAGGUCCGGGAUGACGUCGUCCUUCUGUCUGAGAAGGUCGAUGCCACGCUCGAGGACCUCCAAGAAGGGCUCACAGCUGCGAAGCAAGCCGUGGAGGCAGCGAUGGCACCCAUCAAGCAGGAGCUGAAGGAACUGCGAAGCAGGCUGCCAGAUUCUGCUGCAGAGGAGAGUGCGGAGCAAGCACUGCUUGAGAAGCUGGAGGAGAUCGAGCGCAAGAUGAAAGAUAUGCAGACUUCACAGACUUCGACCUCGAAGGCUUUUCACACUUUUACAGGGUGCAACCCGAACCUCUGGCUCAUCCAUGGCAUCGGGCUUUCUGCUUGUGUCAGGCUCCUGCAAACGAUGGCUUGGAGGCGACUUCGUGGAAAAGUGAUCGGGAGGAUCUGUUCUGCAUUGAAGUCUCUCCCAGGAGAAGCUCUCGCAGCUGGAGACGGCCUUUGCCAGGACUCCUCUUGGUGGGGACAGCCUGUCGCCAGUCUCUGGGGCCUCGUGGAGGGAAUUUGUCAGAGACCGUUGCAGGAUUGA
Messenger RNA from Symbiodinium sp. CCMP2456, 2115 nucleotides. NCBI's taxonomy places the organism in Eukaryota, Dinophyceae, Suessiales, Symbiodiniaceae. The record is from the annotation of a GenBank genome assembly.